Caenorhabditis angaria is the source of this 1363-nucleotide messenger RNA. Lineage: Eukaryota; Metazoa; Nematoda; Chromadorea; Rhabditida; Rhabditidae. The record is from the annotation of a GenBank genome assembly.
AUGAACUCCGACGUAACAAACCAAUUAGGAACAAGAAAAACACGAAUGAGAACGAUCACAAAAGAAACACGAAAAAAUAGAGAAAAAUCCGGUGAGAAAGAAAAAGAAAAUGAAGAUAAGCCAUUUACGGUGUUAUUGAAUGAUAUCAACGAACAAAUGAAUUUUGAUAUUGUUUCUUGUUUUCUCCUCAUUUUAUUCCAAAUUGUUUUCUCGAUUCGACCUCGUGGAAUUGGACUCAUUCGAUUACCUUUUGGUUUGUUUUUUUCUGUUUUCUAGAAAAAUACUUUUGAUUCUCAAAAAAUGUCUUUCUUUAGGUGUAUCUGAUCAUCGUUCUGGACCAUAUUUACCAAAUCUUUAUAUUGCUGGAAACAAAUUAUAUCACAAAGUUAGUUUAAUUUUCUGAACGUUUGAUUUGCUCAAAAGAGAGUCUUUCUCUAUUUUCAGUUACGUGAAGUUAGAAAUUAAAAACUUCGUGGGUGGUCCUCUAAAAAUUAAUGUACUUAUUUUCAGAGUCAACCUGUCCCUGAUGUUUCUCUUCCUGGACAAGAAAAACAUUUCUCCGGUCAUGCCCAAUUGAAUCCUUUUACACAUAUGAUCGGAGUUGGAACAAAUAAUGAUUUUGGUGAUUCUUGGGGUGCUGGAUAUGCACUUCAAGGUGUUAAUUUUCUUGGUUUGAAUUUGAAGAAAAACUAUAAACAAUAUGCAAAUAUGCCACAUUUAUUUACUGAUGGACAACAUCAACCAUUUCAAGUAGGGUUUUUGUAAACUGGAAUAAUGAAAUGAGAAUGAGAGGGAUUUUUGUAGAAUUCAUUCAUCGUUGGUGCUGAAAUUGAUUCCUCAAAAUUUGCAAGUCAUGCGAUUGCAUUGGAUAUUCCAUUACCUGGAUUAAAUGAGGUAUUUUAUUGGAUUUUUGUGAAAAUUUGUCAGAAGUGAAAUUAUGACUUCUUGCCAAAACUUUUUUCAAUUACUAUGCUAAUUAAGUAUUACUGUAGAUAAAUUUAUAGAAAAAACAAGUGUUUCUGAAAAAAUUUCAUACUUCAAUAUUUAUCCCAAAAAUUUUGCAGAUGUUUGAUUUUCAAGAAGAAACACUUGAAAAACACGACGAAGAAUUGACUGAUAUUUAUCAUACUCGAAUGAAUUUCCCAAUUCCAACAACAAAUCAAAGAUUUCCAUUCAAAGCGCAUUUCUUCGAACGAGAAAAUGAUAUCGAUUUGAAUUUUGCUCAUAUUAUUCCUAAUUUAAAUGUUCACGGAGUUCCAAGAGAACAGGUAUUUUUUGGAAACUUUUUCUUUAUGAAAUGUUUUUUUUUCAGAUUGUUGAUCAAUUAAUACAAAACAAAGCAAAUCCAACACUUGUCGGGUAA